AUGCCUGCAAACUACGUUACGUACACCGCUCCGAUCAACCCGCCAUCGGCGGAGCCCAAGCUCACUGAGCAACAAAUCUGGGCUCUCCUUCGGCGGAAAAUACGUCGAGCAGAGGAUUUUGUGAGUGGGGCUAUCUUGAAUACCGAGGUCGUAUCGGAGACCAAAGAUACGCAGGAGCGGCCCGUCACGACACGCGUGGUCACGUUCCGACAGGGAAACAGGCGCGUAGUAGAGGUUGUCACGACUUUCUAUCCAGCCAAGAUCGAAUUCCGGCAGCCCGAGGGAAACAACAUCAGCAACAUUGUCAGCCGAGGGUCUGAUGGCGAACUGUUCAUGACCUACACCUUUGAGUGGUAUCAUCCCGGUCUUGACGACGCAGCCUUAUCGGAGAAGAGGGUUGCCGAGGAAGACAUGGCAAAGCUGGCUGUGGAGAGUACGAUCAAGGCGAUGAGAGCGAUGGUUUCGGAUGGGUCAUGGGAGGAAUCCGUCUAA
Diaporthe batatas is the source of this 492-nucleotide messenger RNA. RefSeq lists its product as uncharacterized. The coding region runs from base 1 to 492 and encodes 163 amino acids. The record is from RefSeq and is a predicted model, not a curated record. The transcript has a single exon. NCBI's taxonomy places the organism in Eukaryota, Fungi, Ascomycota, Sordariomycetes, Diaporthales, Diaporthaceae.